Molecule: messenger RNA, 640 nt
Organism: Macrosteles quadrilineatus (aster leafhopper)
Lineage: Eukaryota; Metazoa; Arthropoda; Insecta; Hemiptera; Cicadellidae
Product: natterin-3-like
Exons: 4
Coding region: 98-580 (160 amino acids)
Source: RefSeq, a predicted model, not a curated record
AGAAAGUCAAUACCUAUCUUAUCUAUAGACUGAAGGUUAAUAAAUACCAAAUUCUACACAAGUUGAGUUCAUUUCCUGACUUUCAUCAUUCAAAACCAUGGGAGAAAACUACGGAUGGUUCCAGUGGAAGCCCCCUCAGCAAUGUAGAGGCCAGUACACUUGGCGCAAGAACGCUCCGGGAUUCAUCCCACCUCGCGCCCUCCCUAUAGGCCGAGACAAGGAUGGGUCUAAGCUGUAUGCCGGGAGAGCCCUACACCAGGGAGACCUCUUGCCAGCCAAGGUGAGGGCAGAUGGCAAUAAGGCGUAUGUCCCGUACGGGGGAUCCGAGAUUGAAGUGCAUCAGUUUGAGAUCCUCGCUAGCCACCACAUUGCAUGGCAACAUUCACAUGACGGUGAAAUUAACAGCCAAGCGAUGAUUAUAGGCCAUACAACCAGCGGGGAGAACCUCUACAUGGGCCGAGCCUUUUACGAAGGUACCAUCACUCCUGGCAAGGUCCACCCAACUCAUAGAUGCCUUUACAUUCCAUACAACGGAAAAGAAAUCAGUAUCAAAGAGUAUGAGAUUAUGUUAUUAUUGUAAAGGCUUCAGUUAAGAUGUAAGACUGUAUUAAAAUGCAAAAUAAAUCACAAAAGAGCUUUA